Striga asiatica is the source of this 546-nucleotide messenger RNA. NCBI's taxonomy places the organism in Eukaryota, Viridiplantae, Streptophyta, Magnoliopsida, Lamiales, Orobanchaceae. The record is from the annotation of a GenBank genome assembly.
AUGUCACAGAAUGGCCGUAUCUUCUACAAAACAAAAUUACAGUCGCACAAAGAAAAACAAAUUAGAAGAGAAAUGGUUGGAUACCUCUCGUGUAAAAGGCAGCAGAGUAAAGCAAGAGAAAGCCAGCUCAAACAAAACGCUCUCAUAAUCAUCGGAGUUAUCAAUAGUUCAAGAAAUCCAAGUAUAGAGUCAGCGUGGAGCUUCUUGAGUGCAAUUCAGUCUGGCAUUUUACUGAGAAAUGAUGAUGAUAAUGAUGAGAAAUGUGAUCCAGACGAGUCAUCUAUAAUAUUGGCUUCGUUUUCUAGCAGGGAAAUUGUUAAAAACAAUGCAAGAAAGCGCACAUCGAAGUUUUUGCAAUGUACAUGCACCAAUGCAGUUGCUUCUAAUGGACAAGGACACAGAAAGAGGCCCUACACUUCAUCAGGAAGGCCACUGAGAACAAACUUUGGUAGUGUCAAAACAUUAAGCAAGUGGCAGCCACACCUAACCACCCGGAAGAGUGGACAUUUCUGCUUCAACACUCUAUUCUCCAGGAAAUAUGUAUAG